CAACUUUCACACCAGCAGGAGAAUGUUGUUGGCUGGUACCACAGCCACCCAGGGUACGGAUGCUGGCUCUCCGGCAUCGAUGUUUCCACCCAGAUGAUCAACCAACAGGGACAGGACCCAUGGCUUGCCGUCGUUAUCGAUCCUGUGCGGACAAUGACGUCUGGGAAGGUGGAAAUUGGUGCAUUUCGCACAUAUCCUGAGGGCUACAAGCCGCCGGAUGAGGGCCCAUCGGAGUACCAGACCAUCCCCCUCAGCAAGAUAGAAGACUUUGGCGUGCAUGCCAAGCAAUACUACAGCCUUGACGUCUCAUUCUUCAAAUCCAGUCUGGAUUCACACAUUUUGGACCUGCUGUGGAAUAAAUACUGGGUAAACACCUUGUCAUCCUCCACGCUCAUUGGCAGCAGAGAUUUCGUGACUGGCCAGAUAUUUGACAUCGCAGAGAAGCUUGAGCAGGCAGAGAGCCAGGUGCAGCACAGGCUGAGCCGCUAUAUGGGGACCAUGGACAAGAAGAAGGAGGAGAGCCAGCUGGCAAAGUUAUGUCGCGACACGUCCAAAAUGGCGGUCGAGCAAGUGAAGGGACUGUCCGGGCAGGUCAUCAAGGACUUGCUGUUCAACUGCCGCCCUGAUGUAGAGGCACAAGAGGCUACAACACAGGACAUGGACAUCUCGGUGUGA
Messenger RNA from Ostreobium quekettii, 675 nucleotides. NCBI's taxonomy places the organism in Eukaryota, Viridiplantae, Chlorophyta, Ulvophyceae, Bryopsidales, Ostreobiaceae. The record is from the annotation of a GenBank genome assembly.